Messenger RNA from Ananas comosus (pineapple), 858 nucleotides. RefSeq names its product protein HAIKU1-like. The transcript has 2 exons. The record is from RefSeq and is a predicted model, not a curated record. The coding region runs from base 286 to 858 and encodes 190 amino acids. NCBI's taxonomy places the organism in Eukaryota, Viridiplantae, Streptophyta, Magnoliopsida, Poales, Bromeliaceae.
AUUUCCGAGAUUCCUUUUUACUCCACGAAGUCAAUAAUACUCCAAAACUCUCCACACCGCCCCCUUCUUCUUCCUUCCCCUUCUCCUUCGCCUUCAUCUUUUCCGUGCCCAUUCUUCUCUCGUGUUCUCGCUUCUUCUGCUCCUCCACCUGGCCAUGAAACCCUCUUCUCAUCUCCUCUCACCUCGAACCCCGGCCCGAUCCCAGUGAGAACACGAAAAUCGUUAAGAGAGCGAGAGAGCGAGAGAGCGAGAGAGAGAGAGAGAGAGAGUAGAGGUGUUUUAGAGAUGGAUCACUCGAAGAACAAUCACCAGCAACACCAUCAGCAUAAUCCCCAUCUCGGCGUCAACAAGAUGGGGAAGAACAUCCGCAAGAGCCCCCUCCACCCCUCCGUCAGCGGCGCCGGCGCCCUCCCCAACGUCCGCCCUCCCGCGGCCGCGGCUGCACCCCCGGCGCAGCAGCAGCAGCAGCAGCAGCAGCAGCCGCCGCAGCCGCAGGUGUACAACAUCAGCAAGAACGACUUCCGCAGCAUCGUCCAGCAGCUCACCGGCACCCCCUCCCGCGAUCCCAACCCCAACCCCAACCCCCCGAUCCCGCCCCCCGCAGCCGAAGCCGCCCAGCCAGCGGCUCCAGAAGAUCCGCCCCUCGCUCAACCCCAUCGCCGCCCGCUCCUCCCCUACCGUCCCACGCCCGCUCCUCCUCAUCCCCAUCCUCUCCUCAUCCCAUCCCAAUUGGGCGAUUCCCCCGUCUCCGCCUACAUGCGCUACUUCGAAAGCGCCCUCCUCAGCUCCGACGGCUCGCGGCAUCCGCACCUUCCUUCCCCGGCUCUCCCCUCCCGGCUUCCCCCCUUCCUUCCCUAG